Messenger RNA from Ceratosolen solmsi marchali, 910 nucleotides. RefSeq lists its product as uncharacterized. NCBI's taxonomy places the organism in Eukaryota, Metazoa, Arthropoda, Insecta, Hymenoptera, Agaonidae. The coding region runs from base 124 to 900 and encodes 258 amino acids. The transcript is spliced from 2 exons. The record is from RefSeq and is a predicted model, not a curated record.
AUGUUGCGCCCCCUGCGUGACUGUUCACAAGUGUUUUGAAAACAAAAAUUAACCGAUAAGAAACAUUUUCUAUUUUUGCUUAUAAAGUUUCUCAAGUCCUCUAUUUCAUUAUUUUAUUAAAGCAUGGAUUCUAUUAAAAGGACCGAUAGUAAUCUAAGUAUUUCUUCAAUAAUGUCUGGCUCCAGCCCAAAUAAUGAUCCAGAAAAUACAGCGAAAGCAAAUUCAAUGCGAAAGAUUUUAGUCGAUGCAGUUUCUAACGUAAAUGCUGAAAAUUCAACCCUUGGAAAUGAGAUUUUAGAAUUACUCGAUACAUUUAAAUUUGACAUAAAAUCGCUUCCAAAUGACAUAAAAGAAGAAAUAUAUUUAGCUGCUACUAUUCUUAAAUCCGAAGGAUUACCUUCAAUCGAUGAGAUGGCAUUGAAAUUGUGUUUAGAAAAAAGAAGCAUUGAAAAUAAAAUGAAAAAUCGUGAAGAGAGGCUGUUCAAAGCAAGGUACAAUACAGCAUUUGCUAAAUACAAUAAUUUGCAAGAAAAAUUGAUUCAAAUAAGAUCAGAAAUUGAACCUAUCGAAGAAUUAUUAAGGCUGAAAAUGUCUAAUGAAGAAAAUGCGGAAUCAGACAGAAUAGUGUGGUCGAAUAAACUUUACGAUUAUAAAGGCGCCAUUAAAAAGUUAGAGCUAGAGUUGGAUAAUUUACAAAUUCAGGAAUUUGGAUUAGAUAAAACAUUGCAAAAAUCAUUGCUCUUGAUGGAUAAAAUGAACGAACUCAAUCAAUUAAACCUCACUUUAGAACGAUAUGGUGAUUUACCACCUAAUUUAAUACAAGCAAAAAAUAUGUUAGAAAGCAAGUCAGAAGAGCUUAAAGAAAUUAAAACUUUAAUAUUCGAUAAAAUGAACAAUUAAUGAAUAAAAA